AUGAAGCUUGAUGAUUGGUUGGUGUUUCAGUGUGACAGAGAGAAACUAAGUCUCAUAUUUAGGGUUACAAAUGGACCCCUCUUCUGGUCUGUGUUUAAUGGAUCUGGACCCCUCUUCUGGUCUGUGUUUAAUGAAUCUGGACCCCUCUUCUGGUCUGUGUUUAAUGGAUCUGGACCCCUCUUCUGGUCUGUGUUUAAUGAAUCUGGACCCCUCUUCUGGUCUGUGUUUAAUGAAUCUGGACCCCUCUUCUGGUCUGUGUUUAAUGAAUCUGGACCCCUCUUCUGGUCUGUGUUUAAUGAAUCUGGACCCCUCUUCUGGUCUGUGUUUAAUGGAUCUGGACCCCUCUUCUGGUCUGUGUUUAAUGAAUCUGGACCCCUCUUCUGGUCUGUGUUUAAUGGAUCUGGACCCCUCUUCUGGUCUGUGUUUAAUGAAUCUGGACCCCUCUUCUGGUCUGUGUUUAAUGAAUCUGGACCCCUCUUCUGGUCUGUGUUUAAUGAAUCUGGAUCCCUUCUGGUCCAUCAGGCUGCAGGUCUGGUGUUUGAUCUGAGGCAGAAGUGGCAGAACCUGUUCCUCAGGAGGAUCAGGUGUCCCUCUAAACCUUGGAGCCAACAGGACGAGUCCAUCAUCAGGACCCUUGUGUCUGUCCUCACAGCAGAGGAGCAGGGGGCGGGGCUUCAGCAGCCCAGGGAUCGGACAGAGACCCGACCCAUGUCAUCAGAGGAGGGACCCCAGAUCUCUAUGAGGAACUCAAAGAGCCCACAAAUACCCCCCCAGUCCACCAGCGACAGGUUGUGCAGGACUCCAGCCAGUUCAGGACGUCCUCAGACCCGCUCCUCCACUAACUCCUCCUCUGUGGACACUCCCUCUGACAGCCCCGCCUCCUCAGGAAAGGCGUCUCACUCGGCGUCUCCUCAGCUGCUUCUCUCUUCCAUGAGAUAUUUCAUCAUGAAGAGCAGCAACAUGAGGAACAUCGAGAUCUCGCAGCAGAGAGGGAUCUGGUCCACCACGCCGAGCAACGAGACCAAACUGAGCCGAGCCUUCAUUGAGCACAGCAUCAUCAUCCUGGUCUUCUCUGCGCAGGGCUCAGGACACUUCCAGGGUUACGCUCGCAUGACGUCGGCUGUCAGCAGGGAGAGCUGUCAGGACUGGGGCCUUGUGGGUCUGGGGGGGGUGUUCAGUGUGGACUGGAUCCACAGAGAGAGUUUACCUUUCCACUGCAGCCAGCACAUCGUGAACCCCUGGAACGACCACAAGAAGGUGCAGAUCAGCAGGGACGGACAGGAGUUGGAGCCUCAUGCAGGCAGUCAGCUGUUGUUACUGUGGGACAGAAACUCAUCUGCUCAAUAAGAAGAUGACAGAUUUGUCCCUCCUCCCUGUAAAAUGACAGAAGUUUGUAUUUUUAUACGUCUUUAAGAAGUUUGAUUUCAUCAGUACUGAGAGAGUUCAGAGACAUGAACUGAUUUAGUGUUAAGCUCUUGUGUUCUCCUGUUUCGCUGUUUCAUCAGUUUAUGAAGGUACCAUUAACUCAGGCUGCUGUGAUGAUGAUGACCAAGUUCUGUUUAUAAGAAGUGGACGUCUUCACUGUUUGUCCUCCACUGUUUACAAGUUUGAUGUUUGCCAUGCGGAGCAGGAUAUGACCAUAUAUGGACAAAAGGGUGGUCAUCAUGUGAGCAUGUGAUUAGCAAGUGCUAAGCUAUCAGCUAUAGCAAGUCUGUGACAUUAAUAAGGUAAAGGCUAAUAACACACACACAUACUUUCUUUUAGUACAGCCAAACUCUGAUCAGUUUUCUGGUUGCCAUGGUAGCAGCCUGUCAGUCACAUGUAGGCCCGCCCCCAACUCCUUCCCCUCUUUUUGCUCCUUUUGACCCAAAAUGGGACCAAAAUGUAACGACUAAUGAACGUCAUGAUGUGAGGAAGACUUGAGACUGAGACUUUAAACAACCAGACAUAACACCCUCUUCUUAUAAACAGACCUGUGUGUGUGUGUGUGUGUGUGUGUGUGUGUGUGUGUGUGUGUGUGUGUGUGUGUGUGUGUGUGUGUGUGUGUGUGUGUGUGUGUGUGUGUGUGUGUGUGUGUGUGUGUGUUGUACAGCUCGUCGUCAAGUUCAGAGUGUUAAAAUGUUCUUUAUGUUAAAGCCUCACUAAAUAUUCAUGAAAUUCAUCAGUGAACUUUUUACUGUUGAGUGUGUGUAUAAACAUAUAUUUAUGUUUAUUUGUUGUUAGACUGAGGAGAUGUUUGAUGAGUCAAUAAAAUGAUAAAUAUUCCUCCUUACA
Molecule: messenger RNA, 2274 nt
Organism: Labrus bergylta (ballan wrasse)
Lineage: Eukaryota; Metazoa; Chordata; Actinopteri; Labriformes; Labridae
Source: RefSeq, a predicted model, not a curated record